Tachyglossus aculeatus (Australian echidna) is the source of this 467-nucleotide messenger RNA. It is a transcript of the gene STRIT1, whose product is annotated as small transmembrane regulator of ion transport 1. Bases 272 to 376 code for a protein of 34 amino acids. The record is from RefSeq and is a predicted model, not a curated record. The transcript has 3 exons. Gene Ontology annotation, biological process: regulation of slow-twitch skeletal muscle fiber contraction; regulation of ATPase-coupled calcium transmembrane transporter activity. Lineage: Eukaryota; Metazoa; Chordata; Mammalia; Monotremata; Tachyglossidae.
ACAGCUGUCAAAGGCACAGCUAGACCCAGCUGAGCUGUGUCUUCAACCAAUAGAUCGCGCUGUGAUUCUUCACCUGGGGGCAACGUAGCCGCUCAGUUCUCAGGUCUGGCUCUCCCAACCCCUGAAAGCAUCUAGAGAAGAUUGGCCGCAGUGAGGUGGGCAGCUGCGAACCAGGCCAUUGAGCCCUCUAUUUAAAGCUCCCAGAAGCUCCGCGGAGCGGUGACAACGCAGACGAGGGUCGGGUAUUUCGACCUAUUCAGCACGAAGGAACAUGGCAGAGAAAGGGCCAAUACCUAAAUACCUUCUCGUCCCGAUUCUGCUCUUGAUCGGCUGGAUUGUUGGAUGUGUAGUGAUGGUAUAUGUUAUCUUCUCCUGAUAGAAGAAAGAAGUAUUCAGACAGGCUUCAGUUGGAAGAGCCCAGAAAAUAAAUGAAAAUGACUGAUCAUUAAAAGUUCCUGCCAAUAUUA